CAUAGGUUGGCCUGAAAACUAGAGUAAGGAAAGUAAAAUACAUCUUGAUAUGACAUUUAAUAAAAUGCACAUACAAUUAUAUUUGUAUUCUGGGUGCACGUUUUGUUGAAAUAUUAUCCAUAGAAAGAAUGCCAGAACCAGUAAGACACAAUUGAACAGUUCCUCUGGGGACUGGGGGAGGAGCUGUGUUUGACAGAGAGCCUUUGUACUGGACAAAGAAGUCUUCAUAUUAGAUAGAUCAGCCUGACUGCUAACGGUCAUUUCAUGCUGAACUUGGAGGAGGCAUAACGCUAAUCAAUAGAGGGACAUAACAAGGCAGCAAAAAUGAAGCGCUCCCUUGGACUUUGCUUGGUGGUCUGUUUUGGGAUACUCGAUUUGGGCUGUGCACUUCGUUGCUUCAAGUGCUCCGAUUACACAGGGCGCUGCGAGAAUGUUCAAGACUGCACUUAUGAAGAUUCCUGUUUAUCUCUGAGUGAAAGAGGUGGGAAGACAAUUCGACAGUGUAUCAGAUACACAGACUGUGACAAUUCUCGGCUGUCCCAGAUGUUCCCUGCAGUCUCCGGAUUCACGUACCGGUGUUGCAGCAGCAACCUGUGUAAUAGUAGUACCACUAUUGCCACGAGAGGGCCAGUUUUCGCUUUGAUGGGGUCACUAUUGGUCUUUUGGUGGUCCUCACUGUGAGCUCCAACUGCCAUGGACAGCUGACGCAGAGCCGUCAAUGGAGCUGCAGAUUGAUUGCAGUCAGUAAUAUGAUUUUAUGUUAUUGUUGAUAGAGUUAAAUUUGUUGUUUAAACUGUGGAUGAACAAUGUCCGACUUAGCUGCAGUCUUCCUGUUUUCUCAAAUGCUUUUUUUUCAGUGAACUAACCUAGAGGAACACUCAAAAUAGAAAUGUCCAUGUUUAUUUAUUUUGGUUGUUGUAAAUUGAUACUUGACAGUUAUGUGCAUAUUUGGGUUAGGCCAUUCGCUUUAGAAGCAUCAGGCUAAGACAACCUCGUUCAUCCAAUAAUGAAUAACCGGGAACAUAGUACAUGCUAUCCAUACUGUAGUCUGAAGGAGGGUUUCCUCCCACUUUAUGUACACUUACUACAGCCUCAUUUUACCAUGAUGAUUAAUCAAUUUCACUAGGAACGCAGAAUAGUCGUGAAGAUAGGCUGCACAGAUGGGAUGGGAUAUGUUAGUAAUCUAUUCACCCACCUAGGCACCUACUCACUCAAGUCAAGACUGAAAAAAAUGUAAGCUGAAAAUAUAUUUCCCCAGUGUUUUAAGUUGUGAUAAGAAAUAUGUUUCAAUAACAUUUAAAACCAUGUUAAAAGUUGUAAAUUGUCAAUCAGUUUUAUUCUCACUUGUAAAAGACUCACCCAAACCAAUAAAAUGACCUACCGGUAUUUAAAAGA
Messenger RNA from Salvelinus sp. IW2-2015, 1395 nucleotides. RefSeq names its product CD59 molecule (CD59 blood group) b (gene cd59b). The record is from RefSeq and is a predicted model, not a curated record. NCBI's taxonomy places the organism in Eukaryota, Metazoa, Chordata, Actinopteri, Salmoniformes, Salmonidae.